Messenger RNA from Paramecium sonneborni, 2285 nucleotides. The record is from the annotation of a GenBank genome assembly. NCBI's taxonomy places the organism in Eukaryota, Ciliophora, Oligohymenophorea, Peniculida, Parameciidae.
AUAAUAAUGUAAAAUAGAGAUGAGAUGAUAAAACAGUUAUAGAAUAUAUAAGACCCUUAUAUACUACAACGACAAAGAUAGCACGAUGCAAAACGAAAAUAUGAACAAUUAUUAGCUUCAGUCAAUUUGAUUUAUGAUGAAGAUGGAAAAGAACGUCAAUAUUCAGUUGAUUUUCAAAGAUUCAUUCAUUUUUAUAAAUUCUUGGCUCGUCGACCUGAUAGUGAAUAAUCAAACUAGUCAGUGAUAAAUAGAUUAUAAUUAUGGGUACCUGAUACAAUAGUGUUGAAUGAUAGAGAAAUUCCAAAUUAUUGGUUAUAUUCAGAUUCAAGAGGUUAUGUAUUUAGAACAGAUACAUUUACUUCAAAGAAUGUAAUUAGCAAAUUAGCUAAUUAUACAUCUCCAGAUGAACUUGUAGCAGUGGUUAAGAAAUAAUAGUUUCGCAAUAUGGAAUUAGUUGGAAAUGAAGUAAAAUUAGUUUGUUGCAGAGAUUUGUAAUCAUAAAUAAAUGCAAAUUUUUCAAAUAGAAUGGAUUUAUGUGUUAUUUAGAAAUUUGUAAAAAGUAAUGGACCUAAGGCAUUUAUAUGUAGAACAAUUUGGAGAAAAGAUAAGAAUCCUUAUUGUUAUAUAAUAACAAAUAAGGAAGAUUUCUUUGCAUAGACAAAUAAUCCAAAAACUGAGAUGACUAAAUAUGCUACUAAUGUGAAUUUACAAAAUUCAUGUACAAUAGUAAAUACUUGUCGAGGUAAAUAUGUAGAUGAAACAGUUCCAUAUGUUAAGAAUCUUCUAAAUUAUAUAUAUAUUCAUUUACAUAUAACUUUUAAAGAGUUCUCAGCAGAUUUUAUUAAAGAUGAAAGUGGAAUUUGGUGGUUUAUAAAUGUUAAAGGAUUUAUUAUAGAUAAGAGUCCAGAUAAAAUAUUAUGGAAAUCUAUUACUCAUUAUGGAGAAGAGAUAAAUGAGGAAGGGUAACCAAUAAUUUAAGAAAAGAUUUAAACUCCUAAAACAAAAGUAGCAGAUAUGUGUUAAAAGUAAAAGAUUUGCAAAUAUUGUGAAUAAUCAUAUCCAGAAUAACAUUUACAAUAUAAGAUGACUUUAAAAAUGAUAAUUUAAACAGAUAAACAUUUAUACUGGAGAGGUAAGACAUUUAAUUGGAUAGACAGAUCAGAUGUAACUAAUCUUGAAGUGAGUAAUUUAUAUCAUGAACAUAAAGUAUGCAAGUAAUGUUAUACUCUUUAUAAAGAAACAGAAUAACUUAUUGAAUUGCAACUUUAAUUUAAUAAAUAAUUAGGAUUACCAAGUGAUUAAGAUAAAAUUAAUUAAAUGUUAACACUCAAAGCCAAUUAAGUAAAUAAUGAAAUUGUUAAGACUGGAUUAGAAGACUCUAAAUAAAUAUUUAAUAUUUCUGCAACAAAGUAAUUAAUACUAAAUAAUCAAUCUAUUCCUAUGAUUCAUAAUACUGUUAUUAAAAAUUUGAAUAGGUUUAGAUUUAUGAUAUUGAUUCAUUCAAUCAGAGAUGUUCCAUAAAGUGUUGAUUUAUCUAAACAUUAUUAUAUUGAAUGUAAUAUAUUUGAUUAGAAAUUUAAAAUCAAAUUAGAUCUAAUAUAAGGUUAGUUAUUUGAUAAAGGAUAUUUCUUAACAUUAAAUCGUAUGAGACUCUAUUAUUUCUUUAGUGAUCAACGUAAGGGAUGGAUAGAAUAUGUUAAUCAAUUAAAAGUCUUACCAAUGUAUUUAUAUUAAGAAAAUGUGAAAAUUGGUGUUUUAGAACUUGAACUCUAAGAUUUAUUAUCUGAAAGAGUUAUUAGAAGGGAAUUCCUUAAGGUUUUUAGUGUAAAAGAUUGCUAUCCAAUAUUAAGUUGGUCAUUAAAUGUAUUAAAUAUUCAAUAAUUUAGUUAACAUUAGGAUUAGUUGAUUCUGGACCAGUCAAUGUUACAAGAAUUAAAUUACAAGAUCAUUUUGGUAUUUAAUUACCAAAUCCUGAUUAUUGUACAUGUGAACCUUUACCUGCUGAAUGGAUGACUAUUUUAAAUCAAAAAAAAGAUGUUGAAUAUUCAAAAUUUGAAAGAUAAAUGACUGCUUAAACUUUAAAAAGAGUUUCAACAGCUCAUGCUAAAUUUUAAAAAAGUAAAUUUGAAGGAUCUUCACUUUAAUAAGAUAUGGAGUCAUUUAAUGAUUCAACUAAAGAAUUAUACAGUUAAUUAAAUAUAAAGAAAGAAAUUUAAUUAUAUGAAGUGGAUGAGGAAGAACGUAAAACAAAGAAAAGAAGAUAAUUUUAAUAAUAUGAUUUAUGA